AUGCAGUUCUCCGCCAUCAUCGCCCUCUUCGCCACCCUGGCCGUCGCCGCGCCCGCCCAGGAAGCCGCCGAGUACUUCGACGGCCCUUGCACCGCCGGCGUCACCAACAACAUCCCCAAGUGCUGCGGUGCCGGCAUCCUCGACCUCCUGUACCUCGACUGCGAGACUCCUCGGGAGGUCUCCUCCAUCCUCAACCCCCUGGACGCCAUCUGCGCCCGCCAGGGUCUCCAGGCCAAGUGCUGCACCCUCGGCAUUGCCGAUCUCGGUGUUCUGUGCCAGGAUGCUCUUCCCGAGUAA
Messenger RNA from Trichoderma citrinoviride, 297 nucleotides. RefSeq lists its product as hypothetical. The transcript has 3 exons. Gene Ontology annotation, cellular component: extracellular region. The record is from RefSeq and is a predicted model, not a curated record. Bases 1 to 297 code for a protein of 98 amino acids. NCBI's taxonomy places the organism in Eukaryota, Fungi, Ascomycota, Sordariomycetes, Hypocreales, Hypocreaceae.